This is a messenger RNA of Pocillopora damicornis (cauliflower coral), 1899 nucleotides long. Its product is annotated as GDP-fucose protein O-fucosyltransferase 2. The record is from RefSeq and is a predicted model, not a curated record. Gene Ontology annotation, molecular function: peptide-O-fucosyltransferase activity. Gene Ontology annotation, biological process: protein O-linked glycosylation via fucose. Lineage: Eukaryota; Metazoa; Cnidaria; Anthozoa; Scleractinia; Pocilloporidae.
CUGCCAACAUGGCUGUGGGAAGAUUGUAUGUAGCCGUAUUCUUAUUACUGAAUCAUGGAAACUCUGCCGUUUUCAGUCAGGAUAUUGACGAUGAUUCUAUUGCAUUUGACACUUCCAGUCAACAUGGGCUCAAUGUAGAAUCAUUACAAGCUAAUAAUGACACGCAAUUCGAUAAGAGAUAUCUUCUUUAUGAUGUGAAUCCUGGAGAAGGAUUUAACCUCAGACGGGAUGUGUACAUGAGAGUGGCAAAUAUGAUGAAGCUUUUGCGAGAAAAACAGAACUGGAUCCUUGUCGUUCCGCCUUGGAGAAAACUUUACCACUGGCGAUCGGCGAUCGAACAAAAUGCCCUUCCUUGGCGGACAUUUUUCGACCUGGAAAGCUUGAAUCGUUACGUGCCUGUCAUUGAGUUUGAAGAAUUCGUGAGGGAAACUGGCGAAGAAGCCAUAGAUGAAAUCCUCUAUUUACAAGGUUACGCUGAAGGGUGGAAAGACGGACAUUGGGAAGAAAAAAUAGACGAUAGAGAUUGCAUUGAUAGACCUGUAUACCACAAAGAUGAAAGCGGGUAUUACAGAGGUUACUUCUGGGGAAUGGAGGACAUAUUCGCGCGUAAAUUUAAAUGUGUCUCUGUACAGGGCACUUCGGCAAUCCUAGUGCCUACACUUCUGGAGAAAACCAAGUCAAAGUCUGUGUUUAUUGACAGAUUUGAAAAGGUUAUGCACAUUCGUUAUGGUCAGGUGGAAUUUUAUAAGGCAAGGAGGAGCCUGGUUUUUGCCAAACACUUAAGAGAUGAAGGAGACAAGUUUCGUAGAGAACUCUUAAAAUCUGACGAUGAGAGGGAUGCUACAAUCAUGGAUCCAGACUGGACCAAGAAUCAGAAAAAAGAAGGUUCUGCUAAAGGAGGCCCAUAUUUAGCAGUUCACUUGAGAAGAGCUGAUUUUCUCUAUGCUCACCCUGAUGGCGUUCCAUCUCUUGACAAUGCUGUCAAGCAGAUUAAGGAUAUUCUUGAAAAGGAGAAGCUUGAUAUGGUAUUCCUUGCGACAGAUGCUGAUAAAAAAGAGGUGACAUAUUUGAAGAGUAAACUUCCCCUGGUGAAAUAUGACCCACCGAAGGAAAUUCUACAUAAUUAUGGUGAUGGCGGAGUUGCCAUAAUAGACCAGUGGAUUUGUGCACAUGCUCAAUACUUUGUAGGGACAUGUGAAUCUACGUUUUCAUUUCGUAUUCAUGAAGAAAGGGAUAUAUUAGGUUUCCAUGGUGACAAGACCUUUAAUUGUCUCUGUGGAGAUAAGAAGCUUGGAAAAUGUGAACAACCAUCAAAAUGGAGAGUAGUAUACUAAAAAUAUGAUGAAUGUACUUUAAAGCUCUUCUGCGUUCAACUCUCAGUCAGUCAUUAAAAGAAGAUAACUAAUAAAUUAUGGGAUUGCUUUGGGAACAGGAUGUGAAAUAUUUCUGCGAGAUAAGAUGGUAGUUAGAAUUUUGCGAGAUUAGUGCCAGCAGUCACUUAGUUAACCCUUCAACUCCUAUGAGUGACCAAGACAGAAUUUCUCCUUACAAUAUCAAUACAAUGUCAAGCAGACAAGUGAUGAGAAUAAAGAAAAAUAUUAAUUAGUGGAAUUGUUAAUUGAUGUAAGACCAAAUUCUCUGAACUAAAAUCAAGAGAAUCACCGGUAUAUGGUACACAGUUAGGAGAAUAAAUAGAAAGAACUUGGGAGUGAAAGAGUUAACUCUUCAUUUCCAAGAGCGACCAAAAAGGAACUUCUCUCUGUAGUAUGGAUUUUUUUUCAAGGAGAAAGGUGAUGAGAAGGAAUAGAAAAAGAGAACUUGAGUAGAGACAAUUUUGCAACACAUAUGGAAACCAGAAGAAGAAUAAAACUAGUUCUAGUGCACUUUGACACCAAGGUA